Biomphalaria glabrata is the source of this 5506-nucleotide messenger RNA. Its product is annotated as repulsive guidance molecule A-like. NCBI's taxonomy places the organism in Eukaryota, Metazoa, Mollusca, Gastropoda, Planorbidae. Gene Ontology annotation, cellular component: plasma membrane. The coding region runs from base 532 to 1944 and encodes 470 amino acids. The transcript is spliced from 4 exons. The record is from RefSeq and is a predicted model, not a curated record. Gene Ontology annotation, molecular function: coreceptor activity. Gene Ontology annotation, biological process: BMP signaling pathway.
GAACAUUGUAGCAGAAAAAAAAAAAAAAAGGCUUCGGAGAGUAUUGGUGAUCUACCGGAUGUGUGAUUCUGUUGGAUAAAUGACGUCAUCACCCUUACCGAACAUGUCCAGAUGACUGAUUUCAUUUGGAUAGAAUCUGAAAACAUUCAUUUUGGAGAGUAUUGGCGGUGUGUGAUUCUGGUGGAUAAAGGACGUCAUCACCAUACCGAUGACUGAUUUUAUUUGGAUAGAAUCUGAAAACAUUCAUUUUGGAGAGUAUUGGUGGUCUACCGGAUGUGUGAUUCUGUUGGAUAAAUGACGUCAUCACCCUACCGAACAUGUCCAGAUGACUGAUUUCAUUUGGAUAGAAUCUGAAAACAUUCAUUUUGGAGAGUAUUGGUGGUCUACCGGAUGUGUGAUUCUGUUGGAUAAAUGACGUCAUCACCCUAACCGAACAUGUCCAGAUGACUGAUUUUAUUUGGAUAGAGUCUGAAAAGAUUCUGUGGAGACUAGCGCUGUGGAUAGUUGUUUUUUUUCUGCUAAGGAAACGUAAUGGAUAUAGUCACAUCGCAAAGAAGAGUCCAAGCAGACCCGAGGACCGCUGAGGGCUGUGGUCUAUUCAGUCAGCCCGCUGAAUGGAAGGGCAUGGGUCCCAGUGGCUCCUCUAAGCCACCGUCCAUCGCCAUAUCUUCGUGUUUUGGCUAUUUUCUGUUUUUUGUGUGGGCAUUCUUGAUCUCAAUAUCAGUGGAGGCCAUGCAGACGGCUCUACGAGACGGUUGUGGCACAGAGUCCUGCUCCAUUAUUUAUGUAGACCACAAGACUGGCAUCGACGAUCACGAGGUCCUGUGCCGACUGGUGCGCACGUUCAACAACUGUCUUCUGCAGAACGCCAACAACUGUGAUGGCUAUCUGAUGUACAAAGCUCUUCGUAAGUACGCCGACUCUGAAGGAGACAAAUACAAUUGUAAUAAAAGCGACACCAGAGUGGAGCCCAUCAGCAAAGGGCCCGACCCUGUGCCGGCCCUCUGCGACUACCCGAGCCACGACCCUUCUUUCAAACUGUGUGUUUUGUUCGGGGACCCCCACUUGAAGACUUUUAAUGAGGAGUUCCAGACUUGUAAGGUCAAGGGGACGUGGCCAUUGCUGGAUAAUGAUUACCUGACCAUCCAGGUGACCAACAACGAAGUGGAGGGAACUCUGGAGGCUACUGCAAUCAGCAAGUUGACUGUUAUUGUGAAAGGAAACCCAGAAUGUACAUCUAAAGACUUCCAAACCUAUCUGGCUUUUACCAAUUCAUUACCUGGCACAUUUGAAGAUGGAAGAGUGGUGGUUGGGAAGUACAACAGCCUUGAACUGAUUGAAGUUGACCCCGGGCGUCAUGUUGAGAUUCACAUCCGCUACAUUAAGACGACGGUUGUCAUUCGUCAGAUUGGACGUUACUUCACGUUUUCAAUCAACAUGCCAGAGAAACUGAUCAGUCAGGGGAUCAAGUCAGAUGGCCUUGACCUCUGUGUCCGAGGCUGUCCCCAAUCUGAGCUCAUCAACUAUAAAGAAGUCCUGGCAAAGCAAAAGUUCUGCAACAUACUGGCCACCGAGCCUGCCCAAGCAGACGGCACUCUAGUGCAGCCAGUGUCAAGGCCUCAGAUUCCAAGGUCUAAGGCUGAGGAGAUUUGCAAGUCUGCCAAACUGGUGGGCUUCUUCUUUGAGUCGUGUGUAUUUGACUUGGUGACAACUGGUGACCAGAACUUUGCUUCGGCUGCUGUCAGUGCUGUUCAGGAUGCUGUCCAUCUUCAGCCAUCCUUGGCCAAUAACAUGUCCAACAGGACAUCACUGGACACUUAUGACCGUAUGUAUGGGACAUAUGACUGCAACAAUUCAAGCUGCAUUCAGUCCAACACACUACCUCAUCAUUACUUUUUCAUUGUUCUCCUGUGUGUCUUGACACGCUUGCUGUGUACCAGGUGAGGUCCAGCACGUCUUAUGUGUACAGAUUUUUUUGGCAUAAUGAAAUGUGUAAAUGUGUACAAAGAUAUUAUUUCAAGCAGCGAGGUGGACCUCUUUGAACUGAGCGUGUUGACCUUAAGGUGUUCUUUAAAUAAUGUGCCAUUGGAAUUUCAAGGAGGCUUUCCCAAGAGGAGUAAACUUCAUGUUUAAAGACCCCAUUUUUUUUAAGUGGAUAUUUUUAUAAGCUACAUCUUUUACAAAUCCAAAAAAUAAUUUUAGUUAGUCUUUGUGUUUUUUAAGGUACAAAAAUAAAACAUAACGUUUUUUAAAAUGACAUAUCGUUGGUCUGAUUUGGCCAAGAAAUCCACCGACAGUCCCAAAUGACAGAAUGGAGUCUCUAAAUUGUGCCAGCAGUAUGUGUGAGUACCUGGCACAGUGCCAGCGGUGUGUGUGCUGUUAUGAGAGCUUAUGAAUGGACCUUGUCUGGAGUAUAAUGUAUAAAAAUGAAAUUAACUUUUUUUUUGUCUGUGAUGCAAAACAAAUAAUUAUUAUUGUGUUUAAAUUGAUUUGAAAAUAUAUAUAUAGAUAUAUAUAUAUAUUUCCCUUGUUUUAAUGUUCCAUUUUCGACAUCCUUUGGUCGGCUGAUGUAGACCUAAUUGUUUGACUGAGGUCAACCAUAUUUGGUUAUGAUCAUAUUGGUCUAACUGUUGUUCAUAUAUCUCCUCUCCCUAUUUAUAUAUAUAUAUAUAUCCAUGCACUACUGUACAUGUUAAUAUGUGUUAAUACAUUUAAGACAAAUGUUAACAGCCAAAAUAAGUUACUUUUUGUACUGUUCAGUGACUUCCCUUUAUUCAGUGUUUGUAAACACUGGUACAAUGUUAAAAAACCCUGUUGAAAAUGUAAAACGUACGACAAAUCCUAGACCACAAUUAUAAUCACCAUUUGGAUUUAAUUUUCUCAAGUCAUGUUCCUUCUGUAAGUCAAAACACUUGUUUGAUGCUGGCCUUUCACUCAUCAAUUCCUUCCAUCAGUUUCUUUGUGAAGAUUCUUCUCCCCACAGCCUUGAUCAAAGUUUUUGUUCUCCUCCAAGCAUGGCUAAGCUGGUUAAGUCUUGUGAAGUUCAGCCUUCUUGCAAGUAGUGAACAGGAUCAUGCCACGUUUUUGCUCAAAUCCACGUGAAACUAAGUGCUGAACUUCUACAUUUGAGAUUUAAUUUUAUUCCCAAGAUGCACCUGAGACAUUGGUUGUCUUAGUAUAGUUGAUAUAUAAUACAUUAGUUUGUUGAAGGAAAGAAUUACUCAAAAUCGUUUAUGCCACUGGGAUAAAGUUCUCAUGAAUUUGACUGUCAUGUCAUUGAUGCCUUCAAAAUACAGGUAUCUCUAAAAAAUCGAAUUGACACAUUAACAACUGUUACAUCAUUGGCAUGGAACAAUUCUAUUAUUAGAACUAAUUUAUUUUAUCACUAUGCAAUGUGAAAUGUUUCCUUUGAAAAAAAUGUUUUAUUUUUAGAACACUUCCAAUGAAGCAACUGUUAGAUUAACAUUAUAGUGUGGUUAGAAAGUAAGGUGAAAGGUGAAGGGUUAGGUUUAAAACUAUAGAAAAUUAAGGACCAAAGGAAUAAAUAUAACAAUAAAGAUUGACUUAAUGGCUAAUUACAACUUAACACUCCCCACUUGGCUUACACAAUUUUGUAAGUAGGGCCGCAACUGUGAUCUUCAUUUCAAAAUGCUUCUUUCUUGGUUAGAUUAAGAAGUAUGAUCAUCUUAGGAAGUAGUGGAUCAUUGGUAUGCUUCUUUCAUUCUUUUGAGUUCCUCUUGAUUCAGAUUUGUUUCUUGCCUUUUUAUGAAAUCCAUAUUUUUGAACUGUUGAUGUGUUAUUUGUGUUAUUCAAAUCAUUUUUAGAAAUUUAGUUGUGAUACAGCAGGUCAGAGUGACAUUCUAUGGGUUAGUAACACCAGUCAAAACUUUCUCAAGUGUAGCAUUUGACUUCAUUGGCCAAGUUAUUGUUUAUGCCUUGGACCCUGAAAUAUUGGUAUUAAGUGAAUUACCAUGCAAAGCUAAAUAAAACAUUCAUUCAUUGAAAUCUAUAAUGUAAUGUCUGAAAUGUAUGAAUUUCUUAUUGUAUAUGUUAUUGUAAAAACUAAAUUUUUGUAUGUAAAGUGCAUUGUUAGAUAUGUGUUGAAUAAGUCUACACUAGUAGAAAAUAGGUUUGUUUUAUUGUUAGCCUGCUCACUAGUUCCACAAUUAUUCUCUCAAUAGCCCAAUCAACAAAACAUGCACACGUUUUUUUUUACACACUUUUAUUGUCCUUACUUUCUGUUGAAUAGUUGUGUGUUUACUGUAGCAAUGAUUUAUUGAGCAGAGGGCCAGUAUAAAACUUGUAUUCAUAGUAUUCUAGUGUAGGAAUGACUUGUACACGAGUGAAUGGGUGCUUGCCAACUUUGAAUCAAUUUAACGCUGUGUGGGUGACUAUGCUGAUAAUGUUAGGCAGCUGCUAGAAUGAUGGUUGUUUGUUAAUAGUAACACUUCUCAAUCCCUUCACAGAAAUGUCAAAAUGUCAAGAUAGUUUCCCAAGUAAUGCCACAAUUCGUUUUAGGUUUAUGUGAUAUAGACACUUUUUAAAAAAACUUUUACAAUAUAUUCAUAAAUAACAAAAUACAGGUAGCUUUUAAUGGAACAAGUUUUUAACAUUCAACUUUUUGUUUCGUUUCUUUAUUGCUUCUGUUAUCUUGUAGUGUUAAAUGUGGAUUAAUGGAGAUAUCAGCCAACUUUUUGAUUUUUUUUAGCCCAUAUGGGUUUUGUCAUAAUUGGCUGGGUAGUACAUCACCAUCACCUUAGUUUAAAACUAUCACAAUGACCUGACAGUGGUUAUUUCUGGUGAUAGUCUGAUUAGCUUUGCCAGUUCUGAAGUGUGAUCUAUUUUUAGAAUUUGUCACUAUUUUGUUACAGAUUGAAAAAAAAAAGUUCUUGUAAAACUCUGUGGUUUCAUAAUGCAUCCCUGUCUGUUCCGACUACAGUUUUGCAGAAUGAGGUCAUUAAAGUCCACAUUUUUUAUGUCAUCUGUCAUCGCCUAUUGUCAAUUUACCCUCACUUCCUGUACAUGUCAUCUAUUAUCACCUAAUGGAAUCAUUGUGAUAGAAAAUAUUCAUCUAUAGAUUUGUUCAAACACAAGUUUCUGCUUUUACUAGCUGCUGUGACAUGUGUGUUUAGUGUGUUAGACUUGAAGGUGUGUAAUAUUUUAGUGUGUAUGAUGUUAUCUGUGUUAGACUGGUGUGUGAUGUUAUGUGUGUUAGACUGGUGUGUAAUGUGUUAGACUGGUGUGUAAUGUGUUAAACUGGUGUGUAAUGUGUUAGACUGGUGUGUAAUGUGUUAGACUGAUGUGUAAUGUGUUAAACUGUGUGUGAUGUGUUAGUAAACUGAGUGCUUGGAUGAAGUCUGUGUCAUGCAAGUUGAUCACAUGGUCUUCUUUCUUUUGUUUUGUUUUUCUUUUGGUUUUGUUUUUUUGAAAAAUCCAGAUUAAUUUAAAAUUCUUUUUAUUUUGCAAAAGAAUUGAUAUUAAAAAAAAAAGAUUUGAUUAUAUUUUA